Trypanosoma theileri is the source of this 564-nucleotide messenger RNA. RefSeq names its product excreted/secreted protein 23. NCBI's taxonomy places the organism in Eukaryota, Euglenozoa, Kinetoplastea, Trypanosomatida, Trypanosomatidae. The record is from RefSeq and is a predicted model, not a curated record. The transcript has a single exon. Bases 1 to 564 code for a protein of 187 amino acids.
AUGGCAAGUGGAAGCGGUAUUCUCCGUCUCACUCCUCUGCGUAGUGGUCCACUGCAGUACUCCGUGUGUAAGAGAUUCCAUACAUUCAAUCGAAGCAACCCUUCGGGACUGCGACAUGCAGCCUCGUACGAAGGCUCUUUACAGCAAGAGAGUGGUGGGAUGACAUGUUCAACAGACGAUUUUAAUGAUCAAACAGAUCCAGGUCGUAGGGAGAGGGAAUCGAUGCUGACAUUAUUGAAAGAACAGGGAGAGCGCCGAAUAGCCCGUCGAGAAGCCUUUCUCCAAUGGCAAGCAGGGCAACGUGAAAAAGGGGCGGCACACCGUUUGCUGCGUCAAGCAAAGACACAAGAGAAGUUUAAAAGACAUCACUACCACACCCAAAAUGGGAGGUUGAUAUCUGUUUCCUUUACCAAUGAGGAUGGAACAAGUAGCAACUCGGAUGGUAAUAUGAAUUUUCACUUUGUUGAACCACGCCGUACAGAGUGCCGUUCUACGGAUUUUUUGGUGCCUUCCAGCAGACGUUGUGAAACUAGUACACUUAACUUGACACUUCAAAAACGAUGA